Molecule: messenger RNA, 2878 nt
Organism: Zalophus californianus (California sea lion)
Lineage: Eukaryota; Metazoa; Chordata; Mammalia; Carnivora; Otariidae
Gene: GPATCH11
Product: G-patch domain containing 11
Exons: 9
Coding region: 164-958 (264 amino acids)
Cellular component (GO): kinetochore
Molecular function (GO): nucleic acid binding
Source: RefSeq, a predicted model, not a curated record
UCCUCCAAAUCUCCCCUGCCACAGGUUUCCGAUUGACUGCUCGAUAGGAAACUCAGGUGGGACCUGAGGCUCACACGUCCCCUGCUGGUAGGUGGGCGCAUGCGCCGCGCGCGCUCUCGCAAGCUGGCCCGGGGCGAGUAGAGCUGCCAGAUACUUUUGCCAUAUGAAGUUGAACAUGGCAGAAGAAGAGGACUACAUGUCAGAUUCCUUCAUUAAUGUCCAACAAGACAUCAGACCAGGAGUGCCAAUGCUGAGGCAGAUCCGAGAAGCCCGUCGAAAAGAAGAAAAGCAACAGGAAGCUAAUUUGAAAAAUAGGCAGAAGAGUUUAAAAGAAGAAGAACAAGAAAGACGUGACAUUGGGUUGAAGAAUGCACUAGGCUGUGAAAACAAAGGAUUUGCUCUGCUCCAAAAGAUGGGAUAUAAAAGUGGUCAGGCCCUUGGCAAGAGCGGAGAAGGUAUUGUUGAGCCAAUUCCUCUCAACGUCAAAACAGGAAAAAGCGGCCUUGGUCAUGAGGCAUUACUGAAACGGAAAGCAGAGGAAAAACUAGAAAGCUACAGGAGGAAGAUUCACAUGAAAAACCAAGCUGAAGAAACAGCUGCAGAGCAAUUUCGACUGCGAUUUAAACAUAAGCAUGAUGAAGUGAAGCUGGAAGGGGACCUGAGGAGAAGCCAGCGAGCAUGCCAGCAGUUGGAUACUCAGAAGAACAUUCCGUUUCCCAGGGAAGCAUGGUACUGGUUGGGGCUUGAAGAGGAGACUGAGGAAGAGGAAGAGGAAGAAAAAGAGCCAGAUGAAGAUGAAUAUAAGAGUGAAGACAUAAGUGUACUGGAAAAAUUACAAAUAUUGACUGGUUAUUUAAGAGAAGAGCAUCUGUAUUGUAUUUGGUGUGGAACAGCCUAUGAAGAUAAAGAAGACCUCUCUUCAAAUUGCCCAGGACCAACUUCGGCAGAUCACGACUAAGAUUAUUCUCAGUAAAGUAGAAACUUGGGAAAUGUUUCCUAAAAAUAGACAAUUGAACAGUUAGAAUUCCCAGAUUAUGCCUAAAGAAAGAGGGCCUUUUAUAUGUUGUGUUCUUUUUGUAACUUUGGAAAUACUUUGUACUUUAUAGUUGUUCAUAGACUUCAAAAAAAUAAUGGAAUGCUAUUUCAGAACACCAGUGUUACAGACACGGGCAAUUACAAUUCAAGACUCGAUUGUGAUGCUUCUGGGGCUUAAGGAUACCUCUCUUAUUCCCCUCUUCACUCUGGAUCAAAUUGAGAAGUAAGACAUGGGAGUCAGAGAUCAAAGUGUCGGCUUUAUUUAUUUAUCAGUGAAGCUGGAGUAGAGAGCAAGGUUGACUCAUUCUCCUGUGAGGCUCCCUAAAAUAUCUCCCUGCCUAGACACAACUACAGACCUCUGCCUUGCCAGGGAUAGAGCCCACCUUUGCAUUCUGAGACCAUUCAGCUUUCAAGGUGAGAGAACCCACCAGGGGCUGGGCCACACAUGCUGACUUCCUCAAUUGUAUAAUUGAGCUCUAUUAUACAAUUGAAUAAUACUAUUUAAUAUUUACCUUUUCACUUAAAAAACAAUAAAAUUGAAUUAAUAGCUAAAACAAAGACGUUCAUCUUUCCUUGGAAUUACAGUCAGAUACUUCCUGUCCUCUUAGCCAAUAGCCUGAUACUCAUGCAGUCAUUUCCCAAAGCCACAUGGAUUGAUUUAGAUGGAACAGAGUUAGGCACCAACUUCUUUUUCUCCUGUUAAUGACCAUGGAGACCACCUGCCUAGUGGCCAAGAAUAUUUUUAAUAUGUUCAUGCAUAAUUAGGCUGAGAACAUACAAAUAACUUUGAUGGAGUCUGUGACUCUACCAGAGUUGUGGUCUGCAUUUCCAGGUCAAGGGCUAGAACUAGGCCUCCCUUGGGGAGUGGGAAGCAUCCCUCUAUUCUUAUCCAUCGACAAUGAAAAAUACAGGCUUUCAGUGAGUAAAAAUUUAUUUUUAUUAAUGUAAGUCUUUGUUGACUUCACAAGGACAAUAAUGAAAACCAACAGAAGCAAAACGUUAAGAAUUUUUAAAUUUGCCUUAGUGAAUUUGAAUUUGCUUCAGUGAAAUUUAUGUGAAAUUUGAAACUUAAAUUUUAACAUGUCGUGUUAUUUACUUUUGUUUAUACUGUGCUAAGUUUUCAAAGUCUUAUCUAUAAUUUCUAAAGUGUUUCAUUUUCUUAAUAUAAAUCCAAAAUACCAGAGCUGCUAUAAUUCAAAAUAAACAGACUUUAACAUAGAAAUUGGUUUGCCUUAAACACCUUUAAGUGUUAUUUGCCAUUUAAUUGUUGAAAUUUGGAAGUGAACAUUAUUUAGCAUUAGACACAUUUUGUAGGAUCAAGCAUAUGAAAUUCUUAAUACUUUUAGUUCCCACCAAUUCAAAAGCACUUACGGAGUUUCUGCUUUAUGCAAGGCAGUACAUUCACCGCCUUGGGGUAUACAAAAAUGAGAGAGCCCGUCCCUGCUUUCCAGAAAUUCACAGAAAGAGCCACAUAGGAAUUACUGAGCUCCAAGGCAAAUUGGUGAGCAUAAUACUGAGGUACUGAACAACAGCAGUACUAGGGAGAAGUUUCAUUCUGAGCAGGGAUGAUGGAACACUAUGAAAUCACUGAAUUUGGUCCUCAAUGUAACCUGGAUACACAAAGUUAUGAGGGUUACAAAGUGACCCAGCCCUUCCACCCCCAGGUAUUCACCCAAGAGAAACGAAAAUAUGUCCACAUAAAACUUGUCCAUGAAUAUUCACAGUAGCAUUGUUCAUAAUAGCAGGAAAGUGGAAACAACCCAAAUGUCCAUCAACUGAUGAACAGAUAAAUAAAAUGUGAUAUAUCCAUAUAAUUGAUAAUUCGUUGGCAAUAUAAAGGAAU